This is a messenger RNA of Cucurbita moschata (crookneck pumpkin), 557 nucleotides long. RefSeq lists its product as uncharacterized. NCBI's taxonomy places the organism in Eukaryota, Viridiplantae, Streptophyta, Magnoliopsida, Cucurbitales, Cucurbitaceae. Bases 102 to 317 code for a protein of 71 amino acids. The transcript has a single exon. The record is from RefSeq and is a predicted model, not a curated record.
ACUCUGAACAAGCUCAGAUCCUUCUUCUUCGUCUUCUUCUUCCCCUUUUCUCUGUAUAUAUUUUGACACCCAGAUCCUUCUUGUUUGCUCGUGAUUCAGAGAUGGGUAUGGUGCUGGUCAUCUCUCUGCCGUUGAUUCUCUUCUGCUUCUUGCUUGGUUUUGGCUGUUACUUUAUAGGCAGAGCUAAAGGGAGACAGGACAUUCGGACUAAUGCCCAGGUCUUUGGGGUGCCGGCGCCGCCUCCCGGUAGCGGUCUCGCCCAUCCUCCGCCACCGCCGGAGCCGCUUUUCAAACCUGAUAAUUCAGCCCAUGUUUGAUUAGUAAUCAGAUCCAAGUUCAAUUCUUCACUGUACCGUCUCUGUCUACUGGGUUCUGUUUUGGGGUAAAUUCUGUACUGUUAGGAUGAACUUCAAUACUCCAUGAAUCGUUUUGCUGUUAUUGUGGCUGUUCUAUGGGUGUUUCUGCAUUCAAUCGAGUGACCUGUUUGUUGGUAGAAAUGUUUGAUUAAUUGUGUAUAUCACCGUCUAAUUCCUUGCACAAGUUUGGACGCUUUCAUA